This is a messenger RNA of Apodemus sylvaticus (European woodmouse), 354 nucleotides long. Its product is annotated as huntingtin-interacting protein M. Gene Ontology annotation, molecular function: DNA binding; protein heterodimerization activity; structural constituent of chromatin. NCBI's taxonomy places the organism in Eukaryota, Metazoa, Chordata, Mammalia, Rodentia, Muridae. Gene Ontology annotation, cellular component: nucleosome. The coding region runs from base 1 to 354 and encodes 117 amino acids. The transcript has a single exon. The record is from RefSeq and is a predicted model, not a curated record.
AUGUCGGGAAAGAAGAGCCAAGAAAAGUCUUGCAGUGACAACAAGCAACUGGAAGAUCCUUCUUCUAGGCCUGAGGUACAGGUUCCUGUGAACUACGUAUACCGCCUACUGCAGGAGGAGCAAUAUACCCCCUGCCUAGGUUCCACAACUUCAGAUUUCCUCCUUGCGAUGCUUGAUUACCUUACCGACUACAUCCUGGAGGUGGUGGGCUCCGAAGCCAACAUCAACAGCCAGCAAAAUAUCUCACAAGAUAGAGAGAGACAGAGAGACCAUGACCGCGAAUCCCCUCAAGCCUUCAAGAACGCGCCUUUCUCUCUGUUUGAUGAGAUGCCUGGACCCAGAAGGAAUGGCUAA